Messenger RNA from Gossypium raimondii (Peruvian cotton), 523 nucleotides. RefSeq lists its product as uncharacterized. The transcript has 2 exons. NCBI's taxonomy places the organism in Eukaryota, Viridiplantae, Streptophyta, Magnoliopsida, Malvales, Malvaceae. The record is from RefSeq and is a predicted model, not a curated record. The coding region runs from base 119 to 310 and encodes 63 amino acids.
GGCGUCGUUUAGGGACUCGGAUUUUGAAGAACACUGGUUUACAAACAGGAUGAAAAUCUGCUGAGAAUCGAAUCUCGAAAGUACAGCCUGAAUAGUCGGUGAAGCAGAGAAGACAGAAAUGGUGAGAGUAGCCACCUACUUUGGAAUGUCAUUAGGCGCCUUCGUUUUCUGGCAAUCUAUGGAAAAAGUCCACGUUUGGAUCGCUCUCCACCAAGACGAGAAGAAAGAGAGACUGAAUAGUGAAGCGGAGAUCAGGAUAAUGAGGGAGGAGCUGCUUCAUCAAGCCAAGCAGAAUGAGCGUCUCGCGUAAAUUCUGCGUUGUUGUCGUUGCUGUUUCUUUCUUCUUCUUUUUUCCCAACUAUUUUAAGCCCGAUUUGUUUUAAUUAGACUCAAGUGGAACUGUGGUUGAAAACCAUAAUAUUGCCUUUGAUGAUGAGCUGGAUAACCCCAUGACAUGCCAUGGACGAAUUGUUGUUUCUUUCUGCUUCAUAAAUGCCAUCACUACCUGUUUGAAAUUGAUGAA